AUGCUUCAAAGAGCUCGUGAGUCUCAUACGAAUGUCGACUUUGAAGCACUUUCAACCGGUCCAGAGAAGGGUGGACCAUGGCAACGCGUGGAAACAACCGGUGAAUUCAUCGUGUUUAAACGUCCACCGUCGGCAAAUACCAAAGACAACCGGCUACCAGGACUAGAGGUCAUGUGUGCCGGACAGCUCGAUGCUAGUGCUGAGGAAGUGGCAAGUGUGUUCCGCUCAAACUCCGACGACGACCACGCCAACACUAUGGAGGGGCUUUACAGCAAGACCUUCAUCUUCGGAUCCCUCGAUCGUGAGGUACCGUGCUCGGAAAAAUCUCAAAAUCAAGACGAUGACUCGAACGCUAGCUCGAACGAACAACUCAAUGUCAAGACCACCAGUUUCUUACGCUCGACACUCUUCGGUCGCAACGAACAAUGGUGCUUCUCGGAUUAUUUCCUACGACUAGAGGAGAGCGAUGGCUUUAGGAUAACCCAAUGCGCUUUGCCUCCUUUUGAGCCUACUCCCGGUCGAGUGGUAGGAGAGAACGCACGUGUUGAUCAACUACACGGUUUGAAUGCGUCAUAUGUGGUUGACCAGCUACCGGACGAUAAAGGGCUUCGAGUCGUUUACAACGCCUGGUUUGAAGAUCUCGUGAAGGACAUUGAGGCUACCACCUCCAGUAGUGACGCGAGUUUAUCUAGUCGAAGCGCUGGAUUGAGCGUGACGCCUUCUGUAAGCUCCAAGACUUUUUUAUCCGUCUCAAGCGGUAGCAACCGGAGCUUACCAAACCAAAGCAGUGAUCGACGACGAAGCUCCGGUUUGGUCGUAGCCUCAAACUCGAGCUUCAUUGGCCUGAACGAAGCUGCUGAUCGUAAAGCUCAGCUCCGUCGAUUAUUGUCGCUAGCUCACGGUAUGACGAAGCUUCCUAAUCUCAUUAGUCGCCGUCGAUUUGGGAUCCAAGUACCUGCCGAUCUUGACGCAAUUCAAGUGGAAAACACGCGCUGUCCGUGCUGUACACACAGUUUAACACCGAUUAAGAUGUCUUUCUCAAUGGCAGCUUCGGCCUUCUCGAACCGGAGUCUGCGGUCACUUAAAUCGGACACAAGACGGUGCUAUCUUUGUGGAUAUCUCGUGUGUAUGGACUGCUGGAGUGCCGAGUCCAUAGAGAGCACAGUCGGACGUGUGGCGGCCAUUGUGGUGUGCACACGCUGCCACGCGAGUGUCAGGGCUUGCGAUUACUCCGAAGUGUAUGCUCCUGGUCAGGAAGAGUGUCGAGGCCCGGUAAAAGUUGUCGUAGACCACAACACUAACGCUCUAGCUCCUUUAUUGACCGAGUUCCUUUCCACUUCAUUGAUGAACACAACCAGUAGCACGGACCGUGCAGCUGUGCUAUCCGUCGUACGUUCACUUCUCCAACAAAGUGAACAAUCGCAAGAAGAAGGUGAUGAUAGUGACAGCUUUGAUGAAGGUUUCGACGACCUGCACAGCGACAAUGUUUCUGUUGUGGAGCUUGGGAGAUAUCUAAGUGAUGACAACCAACUACCAGAGCUUGAAUCUUGUACAUUCGCCAACUCGCAGAAACGUGGAUACCCUAUUGCCCAUCCGGAUGACCCGAAGACGAUGGUGCCCCCAACGAUUGUCCCUCCUUACGAACAUGCUCGUCUUCAACUCAUUACCAGUAAAGGACUGAUGCUACUUGCUAAUGAGCUGGCACCGGUAAACCCUGCUCCAGAAAUAUCCUUCGAGAACGUGUCGGAUGUCCGCGAUCUCGAUAUCUUAUGCCACCUCGCUGUCCGUUCGUCGGGAUGUCCGAACACGUUUUUAUCGAUCAUGGGCACCGAACAUCUUCACAUUUUAUCCUCGUCGAACCCUGCUUUCCUCCAUGCGACCAUGCCUCGAGAGCAUACCGUGUGUCAGCACACAAUCAUGACUCCAAAGCCGUUUAUCAUUUCACACCCAGAAGCUGACGUUCGCUUUCAUGAACUUGGGGCUAUUAAGGCUCUGUCUACGCGGUGUUACAUGGGGUUCCCACUAACUAUAUCAAUGAUCGAUCACUCCACCGACAUGGAGACAGAAAUGCCCGUGGGGACAUUGUGUUGUGUUACUCCAAAAGCCCGGUCUGAGCUGUCACGUUCGCAGUACGUUACGUUGAGACGUAUCGCGGAGACAGCUUCCAGAUUAAUUCAACUUAAAAGUCGACAGCUUCAACAGCAACAGAUUCUGGGGUUGUUGGGCUAG
This is a messenger RNA of Phytophthora infestans T30-4, 2229 nucleotides long. RefSeq lists its product as uncharacterized. NCBI's taxonomy places the organism in Eukaryota, Oomycota, Peronosporomycetes, Peronosporales, Peronosporaceae. The coding region runs from base 1 to 2229 and encodes 742 amino acids. The transcript has a single exon. The record is from RefSeq and is a predicted model, not a curated record.